AUGAUAAAAUGACUAAUCUACAAAGUCGGUAGUACCAACUCAACUCUAUCGUAGCGUCGAUUACUAGAAAAGAAAAAUGUAUACUAUUCUCGAGUAAAACGAAAUAAGAAAGAAAAAAGAAAGAGCACUGGUCUGUGCAUGAUGAAGAUAGCGAUCGGUCAUUUCGAUGAAAGAAAGAUGAGAUAAAAACAAGAAUAUCUAUAUUUUUAAGAUUCGUAAUCCGUAAAAAAAACGCAUGACUCAGUUAGAAAAACGUGUUGCAUGUAUCCUUUCUCAUAUAUGUGAUGUGUGUGUGUGUGUAUGUGUGUACAUUACGUGCAUAUAGGUACAUAAGUACGAAUGACGAUCGAGAUCGAAUAGAUAUAUUUCUGAUUUCAAAGUGCUAAUGUCAAUUUACUAUCCUCUACAUAUAUAUAUGUGAACGAAUGGCAUUUUGUGAAUAUUUAGAUGCUCUAUGAGAUGUGGCUCUUAAAAGGGACACGCGAACAGAUUGUCAAUCGUAAAAUCUCGUUCUCAGCUUACGAGAUAUAUUUACGAGAUCAUUAUUAAUUAUAACGAAUAAAAGUGUCUUCAAAAGAAAAAAUUGAAAACUGGACGCUAAUAGCGUUCACACGAUAACCCUAUUGAGAAAAUUUUAUAUACCGCAUUUGUAUUUCUUUCUGUGCUCUCAUAUAUUCAAAAAAGAAGAGUGCAUGCACCAGUUGUCUACGAAGAAUGAGAACGGAUGCCUUUCUUGUUACUAUAUUAAACAUUAUUUGGACAGUGGAGAUUCGCAAAAUUAUCAAAGGCGCUAAAAUUUAAUAUAGAAAAUUCUUAUAGUUUAUGGAAAACUGAGAGAAAUUUCGAGACAAAGCUCGCAAAACGUUUUAACGCUUACACCCAAACUUCUAGGAAACGUAAAGGAAAACGUGCUAAUUUUAAUAAAGGAGGUACGGCUCGUUUAAGGUGCAGAGAGGGCACGUUUCGCGUGCAUAAAAUUUAUGGAGAUGGAAAUUGCAUGUUCCGUGCGCUCAGUUAUAUUCUUUGGCAAAAUGAAGAAGAACAUCAAUAUUUACGUAACACGGUUGCUAAAUAUAUAAAGAAUAAUUGGCACGAGUAUGGUGCUUUUGUAAUGGCCGAAUGGAAUAUAUCAAAUCCUGAAGAAUAUUAUGAGCAUAUGAGAAUGGUUGGGACGUUUGCAAGCGAGCUCGAAUGUACGGUAGCAACGAAGCUUCAUCAUAUGAAUCUUUCCAUCUAUCGUGAGAUCGAAGGCAAAGAUGAAUUGGAACGUGUUUUUCACAGUCAUGUUGACUAUUAUUACGAGACUGCGAGGUUGCUCUUCACCGGACUUUCAGAAAGUGGUCAUUAUGAUGUUUUACUCAACGAUUAACUAUAUAUUUUUUUUUAGAGAAUUUUUCUUUUUUUAUUAUUAUAUAUAUGUGUGAAAGGGGAGAAAUAAAACAUUUUCGA
Molecule: messenger RNA, 1449 nt
Organism: Vespa mandarinia (Asian giant hornet)
Lineage: Eukaryota; Metazoa; Arthropoda; Insecta; Hymenoptera; Vespidae
Biological process (GO): protein deubiquitination
Molecular function (GO): cysteine-type deubiquitinase activity
Source: RefSeq, a predicted model, not a curated record